AGGCUCAGUUCAAUUAAGACUUCAGCAAUGACCGGAACACUUCCAGCUACCUUCGUGAAGGGCUUCCACAAUGAGGAGCUGGUUCGCCGCAUGGAAUACCGCAAGUUGGGCGGCACCAAUUUAAGAGUAUCGAAAAUUGCACUAGGCGGGGCCACAUUGAGUGCGCUCUUUGACCAAAAAUUCGACGAAGAGGAAGGCAUCAGAACCGUGCAGGAAGCUAUUAAGUCAGGCAUCAACUAUAUCGACACUGCGCCGUUCUAUGGCCAAGGUCAGUCGGAGCAGGUGCUAGGCAAGGCGCUGAUGGAUGUCCCAAGGGAAGCGUAUUACAUAGCCACCAAAGUGGGACGCUACGAACUAGACCCCGAUCGCAUGUUCGACUUUACUGCGGCCAAAACACGAGAGAGCGUCAAGAAGAGCUUGGGUCUGCUGGGCCUGGACUAUGUGGACGUGUUGCAGGUGCAUGACGUGGAUGCGGCGCCCAGUCUUGACCUAGUGUUGAAGGAGACAAUUCCAGUGCUUGAAGAGUUUGUGAAGGCCGGCAAAGCUCGUUUCAUUGGCAUCACCGGCUACGAUGUAGACGUUCUCAAGGAGUGCGCCGAGCGAGCGAAGGGUCGAGUGAACAUAGUCCUGUCCUAUGCUCGCUAUACGCUUCUGGAUAACACUCUGUUGCGCCACAUGAAGGCAUUCAGGGAGCUGAAUGUGGGCGUCAUCUGUGCCGCAGCCCACGCGCUUGGCCUGCUCACCAAUGCUGGCCCACAGGCCUGGCACCCCGGCAGCCCGGAACUGCAGCAAGUGGGUCGACAGGCCGCCGAGAUUUGCAAGCAGCGUGGCGUGGAACUGGGCAAACUGGCCAUGUACUACUCCACGCAGCUAGAGGGCGCCGCGACCUUCUUGAUCGGCAUACCCAAUCGACGUCUGCUGCAGCUCAAUUUUGAUGCGGUGCUCAACGGCUUGAACUCCGCCGAGCAGGAAGUGCUGCAGUAUCUGCGGGAAAAUGUUUUCAAGCAGUCCUACAGCUGGGGAUCGACGUUGUCGACGGUCAGGGACUUUAAAUAAGUCAGCCAUGUCUGCCUGUGCGAAUGCUGGAAGAGCUUUAACAACAAUUCAAAUGUAGCAAAUGUUA
Molecule: messenger RNA, 1123 nt
Organism: Drosophila arizonae
Lineage: Eukaryota; Metazoa; Arthropoda; Insecta; Diptera; Drosophilidae
Cellular component (GO): cytosol
Molecular function (GO): L-galactose dehydrogenase activity
Source: RefSeq, a predicted model, not a curated record